Molecule: messenger RNA, 1569 nt
Organism: Lithohypha guttulata
Lineage: Eukaryota; Fungi; Ascomycota; Eurotiomycetes; Chaetothyriales; Trichomeriaceae
Exons: 2
Coding region: 1-1569 (522 amino acids)
Biological process (GO): DNA-templated transcription
Molecular function (GO): zinc ion binding; DNA binding
Source: RefSeq, a predicted model, not a curated record
AUGCUGCAGGAGGCUACCACCAAUAAGCGACAAAUCACCCCCAACCUUGAGCGACACUACUCCCCAACCACUCCAUCCGAGAACACGCAUGUUACUCCUCCUCGAAGCCAACACUUUGCUGAUUACUUAGCGCAAGACCUUCAACCGUCAUACACACCAGAAGAGACUCUCAGACAGACGGACAAAAGGAAGUCUGGUAGUCUGGCCGCGCUAAAAAUAUCCCGGCUCAUAGAUACACCGUUGGUCACUGUCUCUGCCUGGCCAUGGACCACCGCCACCGACGACGACACCCUCAUCUCCCAUCUCAUCUCUAUGUGGCUGACCUGGGACAAACCAAUGUUUGACUUCAUAGAACGAGACCUGUUUAUUCGCGAUAUGCAGACUGGCCACCAUGAUGUUACAUAUUGCUCACAAUUUCUGGUCAACUCAUUGUUAGCCGUUGCGUGUCCAUACUCGGAUUUCCCAGAAGCUCGAUCAAGCCAUGGCAGAACUUCGGAGUUGAUGCGGUCCUUUCUCAAUGAUGCCAAGGAGCACUUGAGCAACGAUACCAGCAUAUCUAUAACCAAAGCUCAAGGACUUGGACUGCUCUUCAUCGCCCAUUCCGUUUUGGGCCAAGAUGCACUUGCUGUUGAGAUCUUCCAGCAGGCCGACGAUACGUGCCGAGCAUUGGAAGCUCAAUUAACAGCCUCUUCCGGUGCAGGAGUCUCGAAGGUGGAUAGCACUUUUCGCAAAGCACUGAACAAGACGCGUUGGGGUCUUUUCAAUCUCUCGACGCUUGUCAUCAAUGCGUUGCUCGUUCCUGCAAAGAUGUAUCCUCCUCUCGAACCUCCGCCCGAGUCAACGGGAGUUGCUGUGACAUGGUCACCGUACCCGCUUUCUGUGGUCCCACAUUUCCACUUCAUGGACGAGCUUUUUGCUCAGCAGUCACGCCUUUCGCUUAUCGUGCUAGACAUCAGUUAUCUGACAACUACGAAGAAUAGAUUAGUGCCACUCGAGGCAGCCGAGAUAUUCCUCCUUCACGAUCGACUUCCAGAAUGGCGUAACUCGAUGCCGGCUUUUCUUCUGCCUCAUUCAGAAGCCUCAGGACCAGUAUUGACACUUCAUUGCUACUAUCUCACUGUGGUCAUGAGCCUCGACGCCAUUGUCAGAAGCCAGGGCAUAGAGAUGUCAGCCGACCAGACAGCACAACUGAACGAGAAAAACACCCAAGCCGCCCUGGGAAUCAGUGUCCUGUGUGACACUCACACGAAACGCUAUGGCAACGCGCACAUGGCCGAGUAUUGGAUGCAACCCAUGAUCAGAGCACUAUACAUCCUCGUCACCUCCACACAAUCCGAUCAGUACAACAAGCAGAUGAUUUCGUUAGCAAUCUUCGCAAGGUCAAUGAGUCGUCGGUGGCCAUUGGCCCUGGCAUCUUUCGUGGCGUUGAAUUCGUCAGUGCACGAGUUGGGUAAACGGUUUCCGCCUGAGACAGACAAGCUCUUUGAAGAUCUCACAGUGAGAGAAUGGAAAGAGCGUGGUCCGCUAGUGAUCAAUAGCAAAUAUCCAGUGGUCGGUGAUCACGAGUAG